UUUUUUUUUUUUUUUUUAAAACGCUGUUGGAAAUCUCGCGAUGGAGGGAGGAGGAGGUAUACCCCUAGAAACACUUAAAGAAGAAAGUCAGUCAAGACAUGUUCUACCUGCAAGUUUUGAAGUCAACAGUUUGCAGAAAAGCAACUGGGGGUUCUUACUUACUGGGCUUGUGGGUGGGACCCUGGUGGCUGUGUACGCUGUAGCCACGCCGUUUGUAACGCCAGCCCUUCGAAAAGUCUGUUUGCCGUUUGUACCUGCAACUACGAAGCAGAUUGAAAAUGUUGUGAAAAUGUUGCAAUGCCGAAGAGGAUCCCUUGUAGACAUCGGUAGUGGCGACGGACGCAUUGUCAUAGCGGCUGCGAAGAAAGGGUUCACAGCAGUUGGUUAUGAAUUAAACCCAUGGCUAGUUUGGUAUUCCAGAUACCGCGCUUGGCGAGAAGGUGUGCAUGGAUCUGCCAAAUUUUAUAUUUCAGAUUUGUGGAAGGUUACUUUUUCGCAGUACUCGAACGUUGUUAUUUUCGGUGUGCCUCAGAUGAUGCUGCAGUUGGAGAAGAAACUUGAACGUGAACUUGAGGAUGAUGCACGAGUUAUUGCUUGCCGGUUCCCUUUCCCACACUGGACUCCAGACCACGUCACGGGGGAGGGGAUAGACACAGUGUGGGCAUAUGAUGCGAGCACUUUUAGAGGCUGUGAAAAGAGGCCCUGUACAUCGAUGCAUUUCCAGCCGCCCAUUCAAGCAUAAACUUUACUGGGAGCGUUUUUCUGAAAUGUUGUAGUCUUCCCUGAUCUUGUAGAGACUUACAGCUGUGUCCUUAGCAAAGGAGCGUAAUUGUCUUUGGUUUGGAAUGAGAAAUUACUAUUAUUUUCCUUAACUGUUGGAGAAAACAAACAGAAGAAAAACAGGUAGAUUUAAAAUCUGCUUUUGAUGCUAUUUUCUUAAAAUUGUACUUACUGCCUUUCCAUGCACCUGGAUGCAUGAAAAGAUGAAUAAGUGAUGGUCAUGGUUAUGGGUAGGAAAAUAAGAUGCCAAUAGCUCUUCACAUUAUAAACAAUAUGGCUUAAUGCCUUGAUAAGGAGAAAUGAUUUUUAAAGACAGUAUAUAUUACCAACUGUUUGCAGUAUCCUAUAACUUUGUUCAUACUUAAGUUGUAUCUCUUUCCUUUUUGUACUUCAUGGCAAAAUUAAUUUUCUAAAGGAUUCAGAAAGGUGUUUAUAUUUUAUAACAUUUAUUAGAAAUAAUUUGUUCCACCACUAGAUUACUGUAUUUUAUGGAAUCUAAGCUGUAUAUGUGUACAUUUGUAUACAUGUAUGUGUAAAUGUAAGCCCGACGUGGGUUCAGAUUCCAGUUUUGUCAUCAGCAAGAGGCCUCGGACCCAUGACUUACUGCCUCUGAGCCUUGGCUUUCUGUGUAUCUCUGCCACUGGGAUAAUGGUACACACAACAGCGGAGUGGGGACCAAUUUCUAAAACUCAUGGCACCUAGUCUUUGGUUCAUAAAUGGUGUUUGUUAUUUUAGACACUGAGAAAAAUCUUAUUCACAGAAGUUGAAGAUUAUUUCUGCUAGUCACUUUUUUAUUUCUUGAGAGCUGCCACUUAUUUAAUAUUUCUCAUUUAUGGGAAGAGACUUGACUGAUUUAGAUAAAAGAUGAAUUAAGGAAAACCUUUGAACGUGAGUAGACAAGCUUCAUAUAUCUGUAAAGUGAAUAUUGAAUGGUAGCUUGAGUCAUUCGUACUUAUCACGGAAAAGAAUUGAACUCCCAGUCAUACACCUGUAACUGAAAUACCAAACUGUCUUAAUGGAGAUGUAAUGAAGUAAGAUGGUCACAUCUUUAACUAAACUUAUAAAAAUUGGUCAGUUUGAUCAUUUUCAUUUAAAUGAGAAACAUCUGGGGACACAUUCAUUCAUUCAUUCAACAAAUAUGUAAUCAGUAUCUACUGUAGAAGAAGCUCUGAGAUUCUGCGGUGAAUAGACAUGCAAAGCCCCUGGCCUCAUGGAAUUCCUAUUCUGGAAAGGAGAGACAAACAAAUAAGCAAGGGAAUCUUUGUGUGUGUGGAGUUCUCUGAAGUAAACAGUGUGAUGGUGUAGAGAGCACUUGUGUGAGUCUGAGAUGAGGGGAUGUGAUGUUGUGGACUUCAGCCAGGUUUUUGGCAGCUAGUGUCUGUCCCUUUUCCAGUAGCUCCAGUCUCCUUAUGAAGAAUGAGUUCUUUCUGUGGUGUGUGGCUUUAGUGGGAGGGCAGCUCUUGCUCUAUGCUUCUCAGUUGCCUUCCACUGUAGCCAGUCCUGUAACUGGUCUGGGUACACUCGGAGGGGGAUCCAUGGUAGCUCCUUGCCAUGAAGAUGUGGGUAGAGGAGGGUUCUGUGGGGCCUCAGAGGUGUUCAACAUUUUCUAGAAGUGUUCUGGUGGGUUUAUAGAGGCAUUGAUAUGGUUUGGCUGUGUCCCUACCCAAAUCUCAUCUUGAAUUCCCACAUGUUGUGGGAAGGACCUGGUGGGAGGUGAUUGAAUUAUGGGGGCAGGUCUUUUCUGUGCUGUUCUCAUGAUAAUGAGUAAGUUUAAUGAGAUCUGAUGGUUAUUUUAGGGGGGAGUUUUCCUGCACAAGCUCUUUUUGCCUGCUACCAUUCAUGUAAGAUAUUCCAGCCACAUGGAACUGUAAGUCCAAUUAAAGCUCUUUCUUUUGUAAA
Molecule: messenger RNA, 2679 nt
Organism: Gorilla gorilla gorilla (western lowland gorilla)
Lineage: Eukaryota; Metazoa; Chordata; Mammalia; Primates; Hominidae
Gene: ATPSCKMT
Product: ATP synthase c subunit lysine N-methyltransferase
Exons: 5
Coding region: 41-742 (233 amino acids)
Biological process (GO): positive regulation of proton-transporting ATP synthase activity, rotational mechanism; peptidyl-lysine trimethylation; regulation of mitochondrial ATP synthesis coupled proton transport
Cellular component (GO): mitochondrion
Molecular function (GO): protein-lysine N-methyltransferase activity
Source: RefSeq, a predicted model, not a curated record